Molecule: messenger RNA, 813 nt
Organism: Cariama cristata (Red-legged seriema)
Lineage: Eukaryota; Metazoa; Chordata; Aves; Cariamiformes; Cariamidae
Product: acetyl-CoA acetyltransferase A, mitochondrial-like
Exons: 5
Coding region: 157-555 (132 amino acids)
Biological process (GO): fatty acid beta-oxidation
Molecular function (GO): acetyl-CoA C-acetyltransferase activity
Source: RefSeq, a predicted model, not a curated record
GGAAAGCCAGAUACAGAAGUGAAAGAAGAUGAAGAAUACAAACGUGUUGAUUUUAGUAAAGUUCCAAAGCUGAAAGCUGUUUUCCAAAAAGAAAAUGGAACGGUUACAGCUGCUAAUGCCAGUACUCUGAAUGAUGGAGCGGCUGCUUUGGUGCUGAUGACUGCAGAGGCAGCCAAGAGACUGAAAGUCAAACCAUUGGCACGGAUAGUAGCUUUUGCAGAUGCUGCUGUUGAUCCCAUUGACUUCCCAAUUGCACCUGCCCAUGCUGUUCCCAAGAUUCUAAGUGAGACAGGCCUCAAAAAAGAAGAUAUUGCAAUGUGGGAAAUCAACGAAGCGUUCAGUGUUGUGGUGCUCGCCAAUAUUAAAAUGCUGGGUAUUGAUCCACAAAAAGUAAAUAUUAACGGAGGUGCUGUCUCUCUUGGACAUCCGAUAGGAAUGUCUGGAGCAAGAAUUGUUGUUCACAUGGCCCACGCGUUGAAACAAGGACAGUAUGGUCUUGCAGGAAUCUGCAAUGGAGGCGGAGGUGCUUCUGCAAUCUUGGUCGAGAAGCUCUAGGCCCAUGUGGCGUUGGAAAGAAAGCCUUACGCCUUCUCUGAUCAAAGUGAGGAGUGGUACCUGUUACAUCUUAUUUAUCAGUAAGUGGGUGAAUUCCUUAACUGCUAUUCUGCAAUUUCUUACAACAGCAUUGAUUAUUGAUACACACAACUGGGCUUUUAUUACUUUGACUUAGUGCAAGUUUUUAUACAGGACAAAUAAACCCCAUCAAAUUACGGUGAUGUCUUGAGACCUGACAAUAAACAAUGUUUGUUAACU